UUACAUGAUAGGGGCAGAAAAGAAUGUUAACGACCGUUUUACAACAUGAAUAAAAGAUCAUCUGAUAUUACAACACAACUAUCAUCGUAUGUCUACCGGAAAGGAAUCCUAUAUUUUUACUGCGUUUUUAUAAGAUUUUUCACACCAAAGAAAAGAAAUAUAAACUUAAAACGUAAUAUAUCCAGCGGAUUUUUUUUCCAAAUAUGUAGCAAAGUUAAAGAUGACAUGCUGUUUUGGGUCGAUUGUAACUGCGUUAUAAACUAGUUUCGCAAUGGAUGAGGGAAAGCCUAAAAGAGUGCGGACUGCAGCUGAAAAUGCCAGGACUGUAAAAGAAGAUGUAAAUGACUUUGAGGAAAUGAGACAUCAACUAACUGACAUUGUGUCAAAUAAAGUAUUUAAUAAAGGGAUUAUUUCACCAGAUGACAGGGAGUCACUCCGGGAGUUACUACGCGAAAUUAAAGAUGUCAUUCAUGAUAUUGAGACAGUGGCUAAUAACACAUUUGAUAUUGUGUCCAAACAAAAUCUGACCAAGAGGAAAGCUCAAACUAGGAAGAAGUACCGGAACUUGAUGGAUGCUUUUGACAAUGAUAAAAACAUUGCAAGUACAUUAAAGGACGAAGGACCAGAUAGUGAAUCAUGUUUAACAUCAACUGAUCCUCUUGAUCUAGACAACUCCUCAACCCAUAGUACAAGCUAUCGUAAUACGCAGGCAAACAUAAAUCAUGGCUAUGAGAGUGACGCCAGUAACGCAAAUUUUGAAGCUAAAGAAGAAACUGUUUCAGUCAACAGCAAAACUGUUCUAAAAAUAGAAAAUAGAAUGGAUGGAAGCUACAGUUCUUCAACGUCGACUGAUAGUAGAAGAAAGCCACAUCGAGUCUUAGCUUUCAACAAACCCGACCUAUACGGCGGUUCCCCGAAUUAUUUUAUUGACGACUACGAAGCUGCCAGUACAAUUUCAGUUUCAAGUGGAGAUAACUGGACGCUAAGAAAAUCAACUCUUUCAGUGGAUACUGAAAAUGAUAACAAUAGCAGACGAAGUGACAUCAACGGUCAUUUAAGAAAUAACAAAGUUAAAAGUGAUGAAUUUCAAAAAAAUUGGAAUCCCGCAUCUCGUGAAGAAAGAAAACCAAUGACUUCGUCCUUAGAUAAAGGAAUACAUCACACAAUUGAUCAAAGUGACGAAAAUGAUUACGAUGAUACUGUACUUCCGCCUUUUGCUGAUGGAAAAUAUGACAAAAAAGAUGUAGACGAUGUGCUUGGCGAUUUUGAUUACUUAAAUGAAUACCAAAGUCAAUCCGAUGCAUCCAAUGUGUCAUUAUGUGGCAGCGAAGAAAGUUUAAAAUCUGCUGCAAAGAAAGACAAAUACAAGAAUCAGACUGGAAAGGCGAAUACAUUAGAUGACAAAGACCAAAGUAAUGAUCCUCAUAGAGAUAAGAAAAGUGUAAAUGAUGUUCUUGGUAUAUUUGAUUACCUAAAUGAUUAUCAUAGUAGAACAAAUUCUACAUCAACGGCAUCUCUUUUUGAUAGUGAUGAUGACAUGGAUCUAGACAUCGAAAUUAAACCUGCAUCUCAAAGUGUAAAUAAGUAUAAGGACUCUGUAUCUGUCAAUGAUAACACUAAAUUGGAACUUGACAAAAGUGGUGUAAGGAAGGAUACUAACAACGAUCAUGUGAAUGUCAAUAGUAGAGUAUCAGAACAUUUACCGGAAGAAUUUAUGGGUUAUGGACUUAUUGGGUCUGAUAUUGAGCUAAAACCGGACUAUGAAAAUACUUCCAUGCUUCCAUUUCAUAGAAAUGAUUAUGCCAUGAACCAUCAGUCGGAUUACAGCAAUAUUAACAAUGCAGAAAAGAGUGUCUCAGAAGAAAAAUCACAUUUAAAUAUUGCAUACGGCAUUGAAGACAAGGGCGUACGGGCAUUUCAAGAUAGAUAUCCUGCGUAUGAUUCUAAUAGAACAGCGAACAAAUAUGACAGGAAAAAAGCUCUGCUGGACAAAGCACACUCUGAAGAAGUUGUUUCGGGAUAUACACAUGGUGAAUUCAUAUUGAGGAGAACACAAUCUGAAGAUCAAAAUGGAGUUUUUAAACCAAAAUUAACAUCACCAUUAGAAGUUGUACCAGAAAACACCUAUCCAACUUCUGUGUACAAUGACAAUGUAGAGUAUGCAAAAAAAAAUUACGGAAAUCCGGACACAAGACGUUUUGAUAAAUGUGACUUUCUUAUAAAAUUUCUGAUGGUCAUAUUGUUUGGUAUAGGAGUCAGUGAAAUUAUCUUUGGUAUAGUGUAUAGAAAGGAUUGUAAUUGGGAUGAAACUGUUCCAGUCUGUGCAAUAACAUCUGGAGGGGUUUCCAUUUGUUACUGUGCCAUUUUUCUUGGAAUUAAUAUGGUUAGAAAACGAAAAGUGAAAUUGUCACCUUAUUUUCGUGUUUUGAUGGUGAUCAUGUGGUUAAUAUUGCUGGGAAUGAUAGUAGCAGGUGGGGUGUUACUGUAUCCAAGUAUAAAGGACUACGCAUUCAAUGAUUGCACGGGUGAACAAGACUGUUGCAGGAGGAAGCUCAUACUAAUUACAUUUUGUGCAAUAAUUAUUGAUACUGUAUGCCAAAUAUGCUUUGCGAUAAGUAUAUGCUGUGUUCAUUAACUGUCAAAAGGUGCAAUAACUGUUGAUAUUGGAUAUAUAUCAUUUAUGCUUAUUGUUGAUAUGCAUUAUUUAUAUGAUAUACAUGUAUAUUCAAUCUUUUAUAUGAUAUUAUGUUGAUACGUCUUAAAAAUAUUUAUAUUGUAUAUUUUACUUUGCAAUGAUACAUAAGAUAAUUUUGAAGUUCAUUGUAAAUUGAUAAAAUGUGUCCACAUUUCGCACUAUUGUUUGUUUAAUAAAUAUCGAUUUCAUUUCAAAUUAUUCUGCAGUAUUUGUUGAGAUAUUGUAUUUAUAUUAAAUACAGUUCAGUAAGUAAUUUUUGGUUAAGUUUUCGAUUAUGUUAUUGUUGAAAACUGGUGCUUUAAUUGGUGCUUAAAAACUUCACCCGUUUGUUUUUCCUAUUUAUGUGACAACUUGCAAUGCAUUGCUUGAUUUCAAAUGAUCCGAUACAUGUAUCUUACGCAGUAAUAACAAUAUAGCUAUAAUAAAGUAAAAACUGAAAAAGAUAUGAUAUUAUCAUAAAGCAAGAGUUUCGUUGUGGUAUUUAAAACAACUGCCAUCCUGAUAAUGAUACAAAUAUAUUUCUACUAUGAUAUAAAUAUAUUUCUACUAUGAUAU
Molecule: messenger RNA, 3250 nt
Organism: Ruditapes philippinarum (Manila clam)
Lineage: Eukaryota; Metazoa; Mollusca; Bivalvia; Venerida; Veneridae
Exons: 7
Coding region: 272-2635 (787 amino acids)
Source: RefSeq, a predicted model, not a curated record